Molecule: messenger RNA, 4396 nt
Organism: Scheffersomyces stipitis CBS 6054
Lineage: Eukaryota; Fungi; Ascomycota; Pichiomycetes; Serinales; Debaryomycetaceae
Gene: TOP2
Product: DNA topoisomerase 2
Exons: 2
Coding region: 32-4351 (1439 amino acids)
Biological process (GO): sister chromatid segregation; DNA topological change; resolution of meiotic recombination intermediates
Cellular component (GO): nucleus
Molecular function (GO): ATP binding; DNA binding; DNA topoisomerase type II (double strand cut, ATP-hydrolyzing) activity
Source: RefSeq, a predicted model, not a curated record
CUUUUCUUUCUCCUCUUGAGCUUCACUGAACAUGUCUGACUUCGACGAGUCGGCCUCCGAGUCCGACUACUACUCAGAUAAUUCAGACGACUUUGUUAGUGAAUCUUCCAAGUCUUCCAAUAAAUCAAAGACUGCGAAAUCCAAAACCCCCUUAUCUGAUGCCACGAACACACCCCUUACGUCCACAGACUCGUCUAAUGGGACCAAGUCCAAGCUGAAUGCCUCUGAAACGUAUCAGAAGCUUUCCCAGUUGGAGCAUAUCUUGAAGAGACCAGACACGUACAUCGGAUCUGUGGAGAGAACAAAAAUGGAGAUGUGGAGUUAUGAUGAAGCCUCUGACGAAAUGGUAUACAAGGAAGUCUCGAUAGUUCCUGGCCUCUAUAAGAUCUUUGAUGAGAUUCUUGUCAACGCUGCAGACAACAAGAUCAGAGAUCCCACCAUGAAGAACAUCCGUGUCAAGAUUGAUCCGGAGAACAACACUAUCCAAGUGAUGAACGAUGGAAGGGGAAUUCCAAUCGAAAUCCACGAAAAGGAGAAGAUCUACAUCCCGGAAUUGAUUUUCGGCAACUUGUUGACGUCUUCCAACUAUGACGAUGACGAAAAGAAAGUUACCGGUGGUAGGAAUGGGUUUGGUGCCAAAUUGUGUAAUAUCUUUUCCACAGAGUUUCAGUUGGAAACGGCCGAUUUGAAUACCGAAUUGUUGUAUAAACAGACGUGGACAGGCAACAUGUCACAAGUGACAAAACCCAAGAUUACGAAGUUGAAGACGAAGAAAGAGUACACUAAGGUUUCGUUCAGACCGGACCUCUCCAAAUUCGGUAUGGAAUCGUUAGAUGAAGAGAUCUUGUCAGUUUUGAGACGUAGAGUUUACGAUUUGUGUGGUACCGUCAAGGAUUGUAAUGUAUACCUCAACGACAAGAAAUUGAACGUGCGUAACUUCAAGAGCUACGUCGAAAUGUAUGUCAAUGCCAUCAAGAAAAGGUCGCCUGAUACAGCCUUGGAAGAAAACAACGGUACCAAAUACACCACUGUGGUCCACGAAGUGUUCAAUGACAGAUGGGAAUUGGCUUUUGCUGUUAGUGAUGGUUCCUUCAAUCAAGUCAGUUUCGUCAAUUCUAUUGCUACCACUUCUGGAGGUACCCAUGUAAAGUAUGUAUCAGACCAAAUAAUCAAUAAGCUUGUGGAGACGUUGUCCAAGAAGGAAAAGGGCAAGAAGAAAUUAAUGAUCAAGCCACAGGAGGUCAGAAACAAUAUGUUCUUAUUUCUCAACUGUUUGAUCGAAAAUCCUGCCUUUACGUCACAGACAAAGGAACAAUUGACCACCCGUGUAUCUCAAUUUGGCGGAAAACCCAGCGAGAAAUUGGUGAUUAGUGAUAAUUUCAUCAGCAAGAUCUUAAAAACCAGUAUAGUCGAUAAAAUACGUGACAUCGCUAAUGCCAACGAAGACAAGGCUUUGCAGAAAGCCGAUGGCUCCAAGAAACUGAGAAUCAAGGGCCAAGUCAAGUUGGUUGAUGCCAAUAAGGCUGGAACCAGAGACGGAAACAAGUGUACACUUAUCUUAACUGAAGGUGACUCUGCCUUGUCCCUAGCUGUGUCUGGUUUGGCUGUUGUAGGUCGUGACUAUUAUGGUUGUUUCCCGUUGCGUGGUAAACUUUUGAACGUUAGAGAGGCCUCAGCAGAUCAGAUCGCCAAAAACACAGAAAUCAAUGCUUUGAAGCAGAUCAUUGGUUUGCAACAUAAAAAAGUAUAUACUCCAGAGAACGCGAAAACUUUGCGAUAUGGCCACAUCAUGAUCAUGACCGAUCAGGAUCAGGAUGGAUCUCAUAUCAAGGGAUUGAUUAUCAACUUUUUGGAAACUAGUUUUCCAGGCUUGUUGAACAUCCCUGGCUUUUUGUUGGAAUUUAUUACUCCAAUUAUCAAAGUCACAAUUAAGAAGCGUGGUGGAGGCAAGGAAGUGAUUCCAUUCUAUAACAUGCCCGAGUUUGAAACCUGGCGUGAAAGAGAAGGUGGAAACUCACGUUGGUCGCAUAAAUAUUAUAAGGGUUUGGGUACUUCCACUCCGCUUGAAGCACGUCAGUACUUUUCUGCGUUGGAUAAGCAUUUGAAGCGAUUCCACGCCUUGCAAGAAGAUGAUAAGCAAUAUAUAGACUUGGCCUUUUCCAAGAAGAAAGCCGACGAAAGAAAGGAAUGGUUGCAGGGAUUCCAGCCAGGAACUCAUUUGGAUCCUAAUUUGACAGAGAUUCCAAUCAGUGAUUUCAUCAACCAGGAAUUGAUCUUGUUCUCUAUGGCCGAUAAUGUCAGAUCCAUCCCAUCAGUCUUGGAUGGCUUCAAGCCUGGUCAACGUAAAGUGUUGUAUGGUUGUUUCAAGAGAAACUUGAAACUGGAAAUCAAGGUAGCCCAGUUGUCUGGUUAUGUUUCUGAAAAGACUGGAUACCACCAUGGUGAACAGUCGUUGGUUCAAACCAUUAUAGGGUUAGCCCAGAACUUCGUGGGCUCUAAUAAUAUCAACUUAUUGAAACCAAAUGGUGCUUUUGGUACGCGUGCUGCUGGUGGUAAAGAUUUCUCUGCUGCGAGAUAUAUUUUUACCGAAAUUUCCAAGAUCACCAGGGCCAUUUUCAACCCAUUGGAUGAUCCAAUCUACACAUACGUUCAAGAUGAUGAACAGUCGGUUGAGCCUGAAUGGUAUUUGCCGGUAAUUCCAAUGUUGUUAGUAAAUGGUUCGGAAGGUAUUGGUACUGGUUGGUCUACCAAUAUCCCCAGUUACAACCCGCUUGACUUAGUCGAUAAUAUCAGAAGACUUAUGAACGGAGAGCCAAUGGAAGAAAUGAAACCAUGGUUCAAGGGUUGGGAAGGUACUAUUGAGCCCAACGGUCCAGACAAAUACAAGGUAGUAGGCAAGAUUGAUCAGAUAGACGAAACUACUGUUGAAAUCACAGAAAUUCCUGUCAAGACCUGGACCAAUAACGUCAAAGAGUUCUUAUUGGCCGGUUUGGGUAAUGAGAAAACACCAGCUUGGAUCAAGGAUAUGGAAGAACAACAUGGACUCAACAUCCGCUUUGUGGUCAAGAUGUCUCCUGAUGAGAUGGCUAAGGCUUUAAAGGUUGGCUUAUUGGAAAAGUUCAAGUUGAUUUCUUCCAUCAGUAUGUCCAACAUGGUUGCAUUUGAUCCAUUGGGGAGAAUUAAGCGUUAUUCCAGCGCUCAAGAGAUCUUGCGUGAUUAUUACUAUGUCAGAUUAGAGUACUAUCAAAAGCGUAAGGACUUCAUGAUGGACGAAUUGCAAAACCAACUUACCAAAUUCAGCGAGCAAGCAAGAUUUGUCAAGAUGAUUAUAGACAAGCAAUUGUCAGUGUCGAACAAGAAGAGAGUAGACUUGGUAAAAACUUUGGAAGAUCUCAAGUUUGUUAAGUUCAAUAAGAAUAACAAGCCAGUAUCUGAAACUGGUAACGACUCCUUGUUCUUGGCUGCGGAGGAAGAUAUCGAAGAGGCAGAAGCUGAAGUUGGAGAUGUGAGCCAAUUGCUAAUUGGAGGUAUCCAGGUUGGCAACGAAGAUAACGAGCACAAACCUGAGACCAUCUAUUCCCAUUAUGACUAUUUGUUGGGAAUGUCCAUUUGGUCGUUGACCAGAGAAAGAUACGAAAAGUUGUUGCAGCAGAAAGAUGAAAAGGAACAUGAGUUAAAUGACUUGUUGAAGAAGUCUGCGAAGGAUUUGUGGAACUACGAUUUAGAUGUGUUUGUAGAAGAAUGGGAGAAAUUCUUGGACGCUGACUUGCAAGAAAGAAUGGAAAUGAUUCCUACCAAGGGCACUAAGAAGACAGCAAAGAGAACGAGAAAGCCAGCUGUAAAGCCGAUUGUAAAGAAGGAGGACGAUUCUGAACCUCCAAAAAAGAAAGCAGCUACUAACAAAUCUAAGUCUAUUACUCCUGUUCCAGAAAUCAAAGCCAAGACGGAAGUCAAGAAGGAAAAGCCUGAUGUUCUUUCUUUCUUCUCUGCCAGUUCAAGUUCUCCUAACACAAGCAUUUCCAAGAGUAAGCACGUAAUCAACUUGUUCAGUGACAGUGAGGAUGAUGUUAUUUUGGGAUUGAGUAAUGAACCUACUCCCAAGAAGAAGACAGCACCCAUAGUCAAGAAUGAGCCUGCCCCCAAGAAGUAUUCCAAGCCCAAACCCGGCACCAAGGCUGCACUCAUGGAUGAGCUUGAAGACUUGGGAGUUGUUGGAUUAGACAACAAGCCAGUAAAGAGAGCCAAGAAGAAAAUCACCUAUUCUGUCUUUGAUUCCGAAUCUGAAGAGGAAGAUGACGAAGACAUGGAAGAAGAAGAAGAAGACGACGACGACGAAUACGAAGAGGAUUAGAUAGAGUAGUUAUAGUAUUAGUAUUAGUUAUAAAUUGUUCUGAUA